GUGGUCAGAACUUCCUGCAAAAUAUAGUUCCCUAACAACAGACAAAGCUAGCGAGCUAGUACUUGUAGUAGUCUAGAUUGUCUGGAUUCAAUACGAAUACGUUUAUUGAACAAAAGCACAAUUCAUCCCCCUAUGGGUUCUGAGGGUUUUUCCAGAAACAGCAGAGUGUAAGACUGCAGACAUGUCGGGUCACUCGGCAGACAUGGAUGACUUGCAGGAGCAGCCGACAAAGAAGGCCAGGCACGAGCUAGACCUGGGACUUGAGAAAGAGCCCAGGUCAGUUUUGAUUGGGGGCUUAGGUGAUGAAAGUAGUCCCUCUGCUCUCUUGGGCUCAGUAGAGCAAGACAACUCUUACUCCACCUUGUCCAGUGCCUCUCUUGGAGCAAGCCGAGAACAGCCUGGACCAGAAACUGGGUCAAGGCCUCAAGCAUGUGACGACAACAUGAAUUCGUACGCACACACUGCUGUGACCUGCAAAGAGCUAACCACAACAACAGCCUCUGAAUAUACCUCACAGAUAUACCAAGGAAACAACCCAGCAGUGACAUCCUACACCAGCCAGGUGGGCUUCCCUCCUCUGGCUCAGUCCACGGUCUACACACCCUUCCCCCAGGCAGGGCAGACCUACGGCCUACCACCUUUCGGCUCCAGUUUCACAACAUCCAGUGUGUACACUAAUCUCACCUCAGCUACAGCCGCCACCACAACCUCGGCCUCUGUGGCUCACCAGGAAUUCAGCAGUUACAACUCCCUGGGACAAAGCCAGUUCCCCCAGUAUUACGCCCCGGCACCCACCUAUGUGCCCGCUGGCCUGCCCAAUAACGACGGGCAUGGUGCCAAUGUGGGCGUAGCUGGUUACCCAGCCAUCAAGACAGAGGGCAGUGCCUCAGCCGGACUGCCCAGCACUACAGAUGCGUCCCCACAUGAGAACCUCCCUACAGGAGUAGCUCUGCCUUCAGGGGUGGGCCUGCCUACGGGAGCCAGGGACCAGGAUGAGGCUGGCCGCAGGAACUCUGCUGGGAAGGCCAAGGCCAAGAACAAGAAGUCCGACAGCUCCCAACCCACCGACACGGAUCUCGAGCGCGUGUUUCUCUGGGAUCUGGAUGAGACCAUCAUCAUAUUCCACUCUCUCCUCACAGGCUCAUUCGCUCAGAAAUUCGGCAAGGACCCUGCUUCAGUGCUGAACCUGGGCCUGCAAAUGGAGGAGCUGAUUUUUGAGCUUGCAGACACACACCUGUUCUUCAACGACCUGGAGGAGUGUGACCAGGUGCAUGUUGAAGACGUGGCCUCUGAUGACAACGGGCAGGAUCUGAGCAGCUACAACUUCCUGGCGGACGGCUUCAACGGCCCCAGCGGUGGAGGGGCUUCUGGGGCCUCCACAGCGGUCCAGGGAGGGGUGGAGUGGAUGAGAAAAUUGGCCUUCCGCUACCGGCGACUAAAGGAGAUCUAUAACGGAUACAAAGGGAAUGUGGGAGGCCUGCUGAGCCCCAUGAAGAGAGAGCUGCUCAUGAGGCUGCAGGCAGAGAUAGAGAACAUGACAGACGCCUGGCUCAGCACCGCUCUCAAGUCCCUGUUGCUCAUCCAAUCCAGGGGAAAGUGCAUGAAUGUGCUGGUGACCACCACCCAGCUGGUGCCUGCUCUGGCCAAGGUACUGCUAUACGGCCUGGGAGACAUCUUCCCCAUCCAGAACAUCUACAGCGCCACCAAAAUAGGGAAGGAGAGCUGCUUUGAGCGCAUCAUCUCUCGCUUUGGGAAGAAGGUGACCUAUGUGGUGAUAGGGGACGGACGGGACGAGGAAUUUGCAGCGAAACAGCACAACAUGCCUUUCUGGAGGAUCUCCACCCACGGGGAUCUGGUGUCCCUCCAUCAAGCCCUGGAGCUGGACUUCCUCUAGAGCACCCCACGCUGGAGGUCAUUCUCACUAAAGAGGAAAUGCAGUCACCUGCCUCUGCGGCCCCACGGAGCCCUUAGCACUCCCUCAACCCUCCCAUUAUUCACACACACACACACACCUGCUCUCUGUAAGUCCUUACUUGCGUCUGACAGCCAUUGACUAAGGUGGAUUGGGGAUGGUGGUUUGGGAAGAAUUGGGAGUAGACUGGCUGAAUCGUAAAGCAGGACCUGCCCCUGCCCCAGCGACUUUUCUCCCUCCCUCGGCAGCUAACCUCUCUCUGGCUGAACCUGGCACUUAACCACGAACAUCUCUUAAGCUCCGAAGUCUGUCUUUUCACCCAACCACCAGUGGCUGAGACUGUUCUUCUGUUUUCUCUCUACCCCCCCCCCCCCCCCCCCCCUCAAUGUAGUGGACUCACCAAAGGGACUACUGACUGACCAAAGGUCUGCACUGGCAUGGUCUCUUUGGGUUGUUUUCAGCUUUCUUCUUUUCAACCCCUCUGGAGGGUGUCCGGGAAAGUAUGAUGUCACUUCCCGAUCGGAAACAUCAGUUCCUCUUUUUCUUUUUUGGCCACUCAUUCCAAAUCUUGAAAGCAUCUAUGUUACAGUCUAUGAACAUGAGGCUACAUUAAUGAGGCUACAUUGACGAAGUCAGCCAUCAUUUACUGUAAGUUUUUUCCCCCAAAGUCGUAUGAGGUAUUUGGAAAGUAUUUUUGCCGCUCUAGCCUUUCCCACUAGCUGACUAAUGGUAGUAGUAGUCAACAGUCAGAUGAUCCGACCAUGAGGCAGUCAGCUAACCUGACCUCUCCACUGUUACACCAGUCACUCCUGUGGAGGCUUUGCAGCCAGACAGUCUAUCAGAGGCAUAUUGAGGAGCCAAACCUGCAUUCCCCUCCGUGCAUGCUUA
Molecule: messenger RNA, 2800 nt
Organism: Osmerus eperlanus (European smelt)
Lineage: Eukaryota; Metazoa; Chordata; Actinopteri; Osmeriformes; Osmeridae
Gene: eya3
Product: EYA transcriptional coactivator and phosphatase 3
Exons: 18
Coding region: 182-1894 (570 amino acids)
Biological process (GO): multicellular organism development; positive regulation of DNA repair; cell differentiation
Cellular component (GO): nucleus
Molecular function (GO): protein tyrosine phosphatase activity
Source: RefSeq, a predicted model, not a curated record